Molecule: messenger RNA, 1659 nt
Organism: Tuber melanosporum (Perigord truffle)
Lineage: Eukaryota; Fungi; Ascomycota; Pezizomycetes; Pezizales; Tuberaceae
Exons: 1
Coding region: 1183-1659 (158 amino acids)
Source: RefSeq, a predicted model, not a curated record
GAAGUGGCUACGGUGAGGCCAUUUAGCGUGAACCCGGGGAGAUUCACAUGGGAGUGGAAUGGGAUAGAUGAAGGAAGGGGAUAUAUUCGCACUUUGGGGGCCGUGGUCACGGGGGAACGCAAUCCCGUUAGACUGCGGAGGAGUGGAUCCGGGUGAGGCUUCAUCAGCGGGUCGUACUUGCACCGCGCAGGUACAGUGCUAAUACUCGUACAUGUUGUGUGGGGCGACGGGAGCUAUGAUAGUGACUGGAAAAAAGAAGAUGGAAAUUCUCGCGGUGCAGUAUUUCCCUGCGAAGCGAGCCCCCGGCGUAGCGAGCGCCUACCGUACCAUUUAUUGGCUCGCCUUUCAUGGGUUGUGCGGUUUUAGACCGUAGCUUAGAGCAUUUUGUGAGCCAGUUCUCCUUAUGCCGGGUGCUCGCUGUGUAGGGAAGCAUCGUAUCACCGGGUUGAGAAUUGGUUAUUGAUGAGGUUGGUUUUACCCGAGUAUGUUGGCUACCGGCAGUUGAAUUUUUGGUUGAAAGGCGGGGAGAAUUCGCGACUACUCGUACUUAGUACAGUACUAGUAUAGUGUGGAUGUCGCGAAGGUGUUACAGAUUGAUUACAGUGCCGCACUUUACCUCCCGAUUAUUAUUUUUGUUUUGCAUUUGGGCCACUCUUUGAACAUGGUAGUCCGUGCAAGGCGGGCAGGUCAGUUAUGGAUCGUUGCGGUUAUUAUUUGGAUUUGUCGACGGUCCAGAUCGAAUGUUGCGGGGUACUUCUCAACGUUCUGGACUCGGAAUGGUGGUUUUCUUUUCUUCUUUUCUAUUAUGGGUAAGGUACCGUAGGCGCGCCCUUGCAUCAGGUCUCACCCGCCGAACGGAUGUCCUUUUUGGGGGGAGCGAUGGUGCAUCGGGCCCGUUGCCAAUGAUCCCAAAGAUUCGAUAAGCCUCUCUAGCCUUGGGCUAACCUUUAUCUAGUAUCAUAGUAGGCUUUCUUUUUGGAUCACGAAUUAUGAUGAUGAUGGAGUUUAGAGCCAAGCAUUGCUAGUGUUCACUUCUGAACAAUAUUCUCAGAAGCCAGAAUCCAAUCGCACUCUUGACAUCACCGAUGAUGUGCUAUAAAAAAAAUAUAGCCCCCACCUCGCGUGUGGAUUGUCUGGUAUGCAUUCCUUCUCUUCUCACACGGAAAAAAGGCGUCCUCCGAUAUGAUUUAUAUUUUUCUUUGCGCUCUUUUAACGGCGUGUCCGCUCCCUAUCUUAUCUGCGCCUGUUCACCAGAUCCCACUGGGACAGAGCUCGGUUGGUGAAAUUUCGAACAAGUUCUUCGAAGAGCUGGAGGGUCUCGCGGGGAUUGUCGAAAUAUGCUCACAUGAUUCUGCCAAAUUGCGCCGAGAUGCCCUGUUGAAAAACCUGGAUGUGGUUCAUCAAUGGGACAAUGCGGAUACCCAAGGAUAUGUAGCAGUUGACAAUAAUCAUAGGAAUAUCUAUGUUGUAUUUGAUGGAGAUUAUGGAUAUGUCGACGCUCUUGUUGACUUGGCGUUUCCUCUACCAUUUGAGGUCGCUGGUGUGUAUGGAAGCGGGGGAUUGAUUCAUGGUGGGUUCCAAAAGGGGUGGGAGGCCGUUGGAGGAACCGUUCUUGAUAGAGCCAACUUGUUGCGGAGAAAUUAUGGGCAACGUAAGUAG